GACAGUGAUCCAUACUACUACUUUUCUAUCCCGCUUAAAUUUAGUUAAAAGGUUUUGCUGAUACUGGUGCAUAUUCCUUUAAACCUCUUUUUGCUUCUGAAUGAAUGGAAUGGAAGCAUCUUUCUUGCAUUUUAUGGAUAGGAUUGUUUGUUCUCACUUCAGGCAUGACUAAUAUGUCAAUUUCAGAACUCAAAGCAAAUAACAGCAGAUGCAAAAGUAAAACUAUAAGGGAGUACAACAAAGAACUUGUAUUCUGCAGUUCACCCCAAAUUUUAUGAAUCUUGUGGCUCCUCCCAGUUAUUUUUAGAUCUUUCUAAUAUGUUCCUGGAAAAGGAAAAUUUAUCAUUUUUCUUGCCCCCUGGUAACUACGAAUUGAUAUUAUAAUGCUACAUGGGAAUACAAUUUUUGGUCGUGAAAGUUGCAGCAUAUAGAUUUCGAAUGGCUGCAUUGGAGAGUUUGGUUUUAGGUUUAGUCACAUUGUUUUUUACUCUUGAUGGGCUUCUGUAUUCAUUUUAUUUGUCUUUACUACUAUAGUUUGAAUUACUACAUUCAUUAACUUUCUAAUUCAUUGGAUGUCUCUUAUGUUGAAUGAUCAUUUAAGCUUUUAUGUCUUAUUGAAACACGGUUGAGAUUUCUAUCUGUUAAUAGUUUGGAUGUGAUUUGAGAUUGCACGGGUUAGCGUAAUUCAAAUGUCCGUGUAUUGCCAAGAAAUUCGGUCAGGGCUCGUGAGUCGCAAAGGACUUUGAAAUCCAAGGGUGCAUCACGUCCAAACAAAUUAAUUUCUGCUACUGCAACUUCAUCCAAAACUGAAAAAGUGGCUACUUCUCUUCCUGAGAACGUUAAGCAUGAAGCCACUCAGGGCGAGCUCCCAUCUGAAGCCAACUGCAGCCAGAGUGCUUCAACUAUCAAAUCAAAUAGGAGGAGAUCUUACACAUCUCUAUUGAUGACUGGAUCAAGGGUUGGGGCUUACCGUGUUCUAUUGAUGCCUUUCUUCCUUACUCGUGAACUACUUUCACACUUGGCCCUAUUUGCGGUUACUAGAGGACCGUGUUGAAGCUUUGAAGGCGGAAGAGCUGCCAAGUAUUGAUGACGAUUGCAAUCAACUGGAAGUUUCCGAUUAUGUUGAUGAGAUCUAUCAGUAUUACUGGGUUUCUGAGGCACAGAAUCCACCUCCAGAAAAUUUUAUGUCGAUUCAGGCAGGCAUUACUCAUCAUAUGCGAGGCAUAUUGGUCAACUGGUUAAUUGAAGUACAUUACAAAUUCGAGUUAAUGCAAGAAACUCUCUCAUGGUGACAUUGCUCGAUCAACAUCUUUCCCAAGUUACAAUUAAGAAGGAUGACAUGCAGUUAGUUGGUAUCACUGCACUCUUGUUGGCAUCAAAAUAUGAGGACUUUUGGCAUCCAAGGGUCAAAAAUUUAAUUAGCAUCUUAGUUGAGACAUACACCAGAGUAAAGGUGCUCGGAAUGGAGAAAGCCUUUCUGAAAAAGCUGAAGUUUCGUCUUAAUGCACCUACUCCAUAUGUCUUCAUGUUAAGAUUUCUCAAGGCUGCUCAGUCAGAAACAAAGCUUGAACACUUGUUCUACCUUAUCGAGUUGUGCUUGGUUGAGUAUGAAGCGUUAAGGUUCAAGCCCUCGUUGCUGUGUGCAGCAGCCCUAUCUGUCGCAAGGUGCACCCAGCAGAUUACUCCGGCUUGGACCCCGCUCGUUACGAAGUAUCCCAAAUCAGACUGUGCAGAGAUGGUCUUAAGAUUUCACAAAGCUGCAAGAGUGGGAAAUUUGAAGGUCACAUACGAAAAGUACUCUAGCCCUGAUCUCAGUGGCGUUCGCAGCAAUAAAACCAUUGGAGAUGCUUCCACUCCGAUUCAGCUUAGAGGGGUGGAGAUAAGAAUGUUAACAAUUCAAGAGAUAAAGACUUCAGCAUCAUCUAGUAGACUUGUUUUCCCCUUCAUUUGUUGAAGCCUGUGUAACAUGAUGAAGGGCAUCCAUCAAGCUUGUCAUAAAGAAGCCAUAUUUCGUAGCGCUUCUACUGAUGGCGUCUGUUUACUCUAGUGUUUUCAGGAUUACAAAAUUCUUUUGUUCAUUUGGUACUGCAGUUCACAUCGCUAUUGCUGCGUGAAUCUAGCUUCUGACUAAGGGUUUGCAGCUGUUGAACCGGGCUGACCCAUUUGUUGGGGUAACAGUUUCUGAUAGGGGAGAAAAUGUUGUGUCUGCUGCAGGAGAGGUACAUCUUGAAAGAUGCAUGGAAGAUUUGAAGGGUAAGCCUGGAAGUGUCUCCUUCUUUAACUAAAGUACUUGAAGAUAGUUCUGAUUUACUUGGAGAUAUUCUUGGAGGUAGGGCUUCAAAAGAAGCCUCGGCUUGUGGAAGCCAUGUACUUCUGUGAAUUGAACACGACAACUGCACAUUUGGGUUCUAUGUACGCUGUGCUUGGGCGAAGGCGGGCUAGAGUUUUAAAGGAGGAAAUGCGGGAAGGCUCCCCAUUGUUCACUGUGCAUGCAUAUGUUCCUGUUUCUGAAAGCUUUGGUUUUGCGGAUGAGCUUAGAAGAUGGACUGCUGGUGCUGCAAGUGCUCUUCUUGUGCUUAGUCAAUGGGCAGCACUUCCAGAGGAUCCUUUCUUUGUACCGAAGACAGAAGAAGAACUUGAGGAGCUUGGUGACGGUUCUAGUGUGCUUCCCAAUACUGCAAGGAAACUAAUUAACGCUGUAAGACGGAAGAAGGGGCUUCCUGUAGAGGAAAAAUUAGUACAGCACGCGACCAAGCAGAGGACCCUGGCUCGUAAAGUGUAGAGGUUGUUGAUAUACUUUAGCUUUAGUGUUAGGGCCAAUCUAGUUGAGUGAUUUACUUCUUCUGUGGAAGUAUAGAGGUUGUUGAUAUAGUUGUAAUUAACUUACUAUAGCUUAAUAUCUUCUGCAAAUUGGCAAUGCUGCUAUAGAUUGAGACUAAGUUGGUUGCGAGAGUGGCUCGCAGUCGCAGUUUUCGCAUGUUGCUGUGGCUGGAUAACAAUUUUGAUGGCUUGACAGAAAUUUUGAAUUUUGAAUGGAAAGAUUUAGCUUGC
Messenger RNA from Pyrus x bretschneideri (Chinese white pear), 3051 nucleotides. Its product is annotated as putative cyclin-B3-1. The record is from RefSeq and is a predicted model, not a curated record. Gene Ontology annotation, cellular component: centrosome; cyclin-dependent protein kinase holoenzyme complex; nucleus. NCBI's taxonomy places the organism in Eukaryota, Viridiplantae, Streptophyta, Magnoliopsida, Rosales, Rosaceae. Gene Ontology annotation, biological process: mitotic cell cycle phase transition; regulation of cyclin-dependent protein serine/threonine kinase activity. Gene Ontology annotation, molecular function: cyclin-dependent protein serine/threonine kinase regulator activity.